Molecule: messenger RNA, 851 nt
Organism: Rhagoletis zephyria (snowberry fruit fly)
Lineage: Eukaryota; Metazoa; Arthropoda; Insecta; Diptera; Tephritidae
Product: nucleoporin seh1-A-like
Biological process (GO): positive regulation of TORC1 signaling; cellular response to amino acid starvation
Cellular component (GO): nuclear pore outer ring; Seh1-associated complex
Molecular function (GO): protein binding; structural molecule activity
Source: RefSeq, a predicted model, not a curated record
AAUCGGUUUCCUUGUAACUAUUUUACUAAUAAUUUUUGUUGACCGGUAGAGCUUUUAGAGUGCAUAAUUUUGUCAAAGUUUGUGAAAUGUUUGAAGUAGAAUUGAUAUCUGCAGACCACAAGGAUGUUAUUCACGAUGUAGCUUUUGAUUAUUAUGGACGCCGAAUGGCGACCUGUUCCAGUGACCAAACUGUGAAGGUCUGGGAUGAGGAUGAUAAAGGCAAUUGGACAGAAUCAAGCAACUGGAAAGCACAUGCUGGCUCGAUUUGGCGCAUAUCGUGGGCGCAUCCAGAGUUCGGUCAAGUUAUUGUCACAUGCUCAUUUGACCGCACGGCAUCUGUUUGGGAAGAAGUUGUUGGUGAGAAAGUUGCUUCUUUAAUGACACCCGCUCGCCGUUGGGUGCGACGAAUGACUCUUGCUGACUCUCGUACUAGUGUCACUGAUGUCAAAUUUGCGCCAAAGUACUUAGGCCUUUUGUUAGCUACUGCAUCGGCCGACGGCAUAAUUCGUAUUUAUGAGGCGCCAGAUAUAAUGAACCUCACUCAAUGGCCUGUCCUACAUGAAAUUGCGAACAAACUACCAUUGAGUUGCAUAUCUUGGAAUACUUCGACGUAUAUGCUAUCUUCGCAACUUUUAGCGGCUGGAAGUGACGAGACUGCUACGCACACGGGGAAGGUUUUCAUAUUCGCGUAUAGCGAAAGUGCUCGAAAGUGUGUAAAAAUUGAGACUAUAAAUGAAAUAACUCAACCAGUAACUGACUUGGCCUUCGCACCUAAUCCUGGUCGUACGUUUCAUAUGUUGGCAGUAGCUAGCAAGGAUCUGUAUAUUGUGAACAUGCGAGGCGUCACGUAA